AGCUGCACUCGCUUCCGUGUUUGUGUGAUCAGGGAGUGCUCAGCCGGGGAGCUUCACUGUUUCAUUCAUUUGUGAAGAGCUACGUUAAGCAACUCACCAGCAGGGAAAAUGCCGUAUGAACUGAAACAUGUGUUCGCCAGUCUCCCACAGAUGGAGAGGGGAGUCGCAAAAGUGAUUGGUGGCGAUCCCAAAGGCAAUAACUUCCUGUAUACCAACGGGAAGUGUGUCAUCAUCAGGAACAUUGAAAACCCGGCCAUAGCAGACAUUUACACCGAACAUGCACACACAGUUACUGUUGCCAAGUAUGCUCCCAGCGGAUACUACAUUGCAUCUGGAGAUGCAUCAGGUAGGAUCCGUAUCUGGGACACCACCCAGAAGGAGCACCUGCUCAAGUACGAGUACACCCCGUUAUCAGGCAAGGUCAAGGACAUUGCAUGGACCGAGGACAGCAAGAGGAUCGCUGCUGUUGGGGACGGACGAGAGAAAUUCGGGUCUGUGUUCCUGUGGGACUCCGGCUCCUCAGUUGGAGAACUUUCUGGCCACGCCAAAUUAAUCAACAGCGUAGACAUUAAGCAGACACGCCCUUACCGCCUCGCCUUGGCCAGUGACGACACCUGCGGGUCCUUCUUCGAGGGACCCCCCUUCAAGUUCAAGUUCACAAUGCGCGAGCACAGCCAGUUUGUCAACUGUGUGCGUUUCUCUCCUGAUGGGAAUCGGUUCGUAACAGCUGGAGCCGAUGGCCAGAUGUUCCUCUAUGAUGGAAAAGAUGGUAAUCUCAUUGGCACACUGGGAGGAGAGAAGGCCCACAAAGGAGGAAUCUAUGCUAUCAGCUGGAGCCCUGACAGCUCCCAGCUGAUCUCCGCCUCAGGGGACAAGACGGUGAAAUUGUGGGAUGUCGGAGCGGGAACGGCCGUCACCACCUUCAACCUGGGCUCUGAUGUGACCGACCAGCAGCUGGGCUGCCUAUGGCAGAACGAGCACCUCCUCACCAUCUCCCUGUCAGGGUACAUCAACUACCUGGACAAGAACAACCCGGACCGGACCAUCCGCACCGUCAAGGGUCACAGCAAAUCCAUCCAAUGUGUGACGGUUCACAAAAAAGACGGGCGACCUCACAUCUACUCUGGGAGUCACGAUGGACACAUCAAUUACUGGGAUGCUGAAACUGGGGAGAACGACUGCUUCUCAGGGAAGGGCCACAGCAACCAGGUGAGCCAGAUGGUGACCAACGAUUCCAGCGAGCUGGUGACGUGCAGCAUGGACGACACGCUGCGCUACACCAACAUCAACAAGACGGAGUACAGUGCCUCUGAUGUGGUGAAGAUGGAUUUCCAGCCUAAAAGUGUGUCUGUCGCAGCAGGAGGGCUGUCUCUGGCCGUCUGCAUUGGACAGGUUGUCUUGCUGAAGAAUAAGAAGAAAGUCUUCACAAUGGACAACCUGGACUACGAAGCAGAGGUUGGAGCCCUCCACCCGGGGGGGUCCACUGCAGCCGUGGGGGGAGCAGAUGGGAAGGUCCGUCUGUACUCUGUUCAGGGCAACACUCUGAAGGACGAGGGGAAAACCAUCGAGCUCUCAGGAGCGAUCACUGACAUGGCCUACUCUAACGACGGGGCCUAUCUGGCUCUCAUAGAUGAUAAGAAAGUCACCUCCGUUUUCACCGUGGCUGACGACUACUCGGUAAAAAAUAACUUUUACGGACACCACGCCAAACCUGUGACUCUGGCCUGGUCACCUGACAACGAGCACUUUGCCACCGGUGGGAUGGACAUGAUGGUGUUUAUCUGGACGGUUUCCGAUCCAGACAAGAGGAUUAAGGUCCCAGGUAGGCCACACACGUGCACGCAGACAUACACUGCUCUGUCUGGGGGAUAAACCCUUAAAAAGAUG
Notothenia coriiceps (black rockcod) is the source of this 1887-nucleotide messenger RNA. RefSeq names its product WD repeat domain 1 (gene wdr1). The transcript has 14 exons. The coding region runs from base 109 to 1872 and encodes 587 amino acids. Gene Ontology annotation, molecular function: actin filament binding. Gene Ontology annotation, cellular component: cortical actin cytoskeleton. NCBI's taxonomy places the organism in Eukaryota, Metazoa, Chordata, Actinopteri, Perciformes, Nototheniidae. The record is from RefSeq and is a predicted model, not a curated record. Gene Ontology annotation, biological process: locomotion; sarcomere organization; actin filament depolymerization.